Cimex lectularius (bed bug) is the source of this 1092-nucleotide messenger RNA. It is a transcript of the gene bonsai, whose product is annotated as 28S ribosomal protein S15, mitochondrial. Gene Ontology annotation, biological process: translation. The transcript is spliced from 4 exons. Lineage: Eukaryota; Metazoa; Arthropoda; Insecta; Hemiptera; Cimicidae. Gene Ontology annotation, molecular function: structural constituent of ribosome. The record is from RefSeq and is a predicted model, not a curated record. Gene Ontology annotation, cellular component: ribosome. The coding region runs from base 191 to 1036 and encodes 281 amino acids.
GAGGGCCGUGUUGACCGAUUGCGGCCACCAACUGAAUCAUCGAAUGACCAUGAUGCAUGCUAACCGUGGGAUAUUUACUAAAGGAGGGAUAUUUUUUUUUGACAACGUUUCUGUAACCGCAGAAAAGUUGUUAUUUCUGUUAGGUCCAUGCUAAAUAUGUUCUUAGUGGUUUUCAGUGGAUUUUAUUGAGAUGUCUGUCGGGUGGUGGAGAGCCGUCUGCAAGGCGAGGUCUUGGCAUGCCCAGGAUCGCCGUUCCUAUGCGAUGAAGUCCAUAAUUCCCAUAAAAUGGAAUCGCCCUGAGAAAAUCCCCUCAUUCAAACCGGCCAAAAGCGGUGACCUGGAACCCCUGAGGGAAGUGGACAAAAAACUCCCCGUCAUAGAAUUCAGGGACUCCGAGGAGCUGAAGACAGCUAAUGAUCUUGUAAAAAGGCUGUUUAGUUUAGAGUUUGCUCCUUAUAAAAAAACAGUCGAACACUUCAGGGAAGAGUAUCUGAAAGAAGUGAGACGCCACAAUUUAGACACGAUGUCUCCAGAAGUGAGAGUGGCGAAAAUGACUGCUAAUAUAAGGGACAUGCAAAAGUAUGUGGAACUAAGGCCUCAUGACAAAAGGACAAAAGUCAGAUUGAAAGAAUUGGUCGACAAGAGAAAGAGCCUGCUUAAAGAAAUUCGCCAAAUCGAUUAUAAACUUUUUGAGUGGUUGCUCGAAAAAAUGAACAUUCAGUAUAAAUCAUUUCCUGACCCAGAUGAAUACUUGAGAGUCGAGAGGAAAAGAUCGAUACGGUUGCUCACAGAAAAGCAUUGUGAAAAUAUAGUCAAAUCCAAACUCGACGAGUACCAAGAUUCUCUCAAAGCGGAACAAAUAGGUUUUCUCGAAGAGAAAAUCAAAACAUUGAAGUGGAUCAUGAAAGAAGAGGCUGAAUGCAACGUGCCACCAACUGUGACAGAGGAAGAUGUCAGAAACACGGAAAAACAAUUGGAAGAAUUAAAGAAAACCAAGGAAAAAGAAGUCAAAAAUGAAUUAGACCUUGAUGCCUAAUUUUUGCUGAUUGUAUUUGAUUGUAGUUGAAAAUAUAUUUGUUUGAUUACUUUCUA